AUGGGAAGCACCACCUUUGGACCUGUGGGAAGAUCCUUCAGCCGAACUUUCUCGCGCUCCUUUUCCACUGUCAAGGAACGACCUGGUGGCUCCCCAGAAUCCAAGGAUCGAUCCAGUUCCCAUGGCUCGCCCUUUGCUUCGGAGGAGCCAAGAAGCUCUCAGUUUCCACCCGGGUCAAAGGACUCGGCUCGACGAACUCGAAAAUCGCACGUGUUGAAGGAUCAGAGAUCCAGCUCCCAUGCUUCUGCAUUAGGGUCCAAGGACCAAAGAAGCUCUCAAUAUCCAUCUGAAUCCAAGGAUACACUUGCUCGAAGAACUCAAGUCGCGUCAAAGGAACACGUCUUCAGUUCGGAAUUCAGUGCAGCCAGUGAGGCUGAGUCGCGGGAAGAGACCUUGCGUCGAGGCACGCAGCGAUCCUAUACGUCCCAAGUGUCAAUGAGCUCGAUUCGCUCCUCACAGAAGAAGAGGUCAGGCAAGACCAUUGCCCGGAUGACCACCAGCGGUCUAGGUGGCCUGACUCCCACGGACAAGACCUUGUUUUUUGGACCCGUGAUAGGCCAGGUGAGUGUCCAGGAGAUGAUUCUGGACAGGACCUACACCUUCCUGGACUAUGUGCGUGGGGGCCUCGAACUUCGCACGAUGCUGGGGAUCGACUUCACCCGUUCCAACAUGGACGUGAUGAACCCCGACUCCCUGCACAGUCAAUGUGAGAAGGGCUUAGCCACGGCUUACGAAGACGCCAUUUGCAACUUGGGGCAGGUGUUGAGGAGCUAUGACACCAGCAACGAAUAUUUUGUGUAUGGCUUCGGGGCCAAAAUUCCUCCAAGUCAUACCGUUUGUUCAAAUUGCUUUGCUUUGACCGGCGAUUUCCUCUACCCCAAGGUCAAAGGCUUGGAUGGCAUUUUACAGGCCUACCGUCGAGCACUGAAUGUGGUGCAGUUGCAUGGUCCGUCCUGUUGUGCGGAGGUCCUAAACUUGGCCGGCCGCUUUUCCAAGAAGUUUGUGCAGGAGCCGGAGAAGGAAAUGCUUCGCUCCAGCGUUCCGCCGGAGAUGCUGUACUUUGUCUUGUUGAUCUUAACGGAUGGUGAAUUGGAGAGCGAGAAGAAGGUGGUGGAAGAGCUGAGGCAAUUGCAAGCAUAUCCGAUCUCAGUGUGUUUCAUUGGCAUCGGGAGCAAGGACUUCAGUUUUAUGCGAGAGCUGCCAGAUGCCAUGGCACUUUACUUCGAAAAGGACUUCGACAAGCCGAAGUUGGAGAAUGUGAGCAAACAAGUUUGUCGCCGAGUGGUGCAAUUUGUCCAAUACAGCGAGUAUGAGAGCAACCCCGAUGGGUUGGUUGCUGCUACUCUGGCGGACUUGCCAAGAGAAAUCGUGUUGUACUACCGCAUGCUGGGUGUGAAGCCACGUGGCUUGGAUCGUUUCGAGAACCGCUUUGGCGAGUCGGUGCCGACGCCUUUGCCAAAAGCUGCCAAACUGGAAUGGAAAGCCGCUGAGCAACGCACCGCGGAUCGAAAAGCGCGGGAGAACAUCAUGGCCAGCAGGACCACCCGGCGGGAUCACGAUGCAUCGAAGGACACAGCUGGCUCAGGUUCCGGUUCUGGGCCGAAAUCCUUGGGUCGGACUCCUAGUCGACAGAGCCAGGUGAAUAGCCUGGAAGAUGACAACCGACUGAGCUUGCGAGAGGAAGAGGAUGAAGAGCCCAUACAAGCCGAGGCUGAGAUCAUGUCGUCCUCAUCAGAGGAAGAAGCGCACAAGCCCAGCAAGCGAGAAGAAGAAAACCUUCCAGUCUUCUUGCAAGAGGAAAAGAGGCGGCUCGUGGAGGAAGCCAUGGCGAUUGGGUACAAGAAGCACCAGAUCACCCGUGCUCUGCGGGAUGGCAUCCCUGCAGCUUCCGUGGAAGUGCUCUUGGACAACAUCCGCUAUUCUGGGUACGGCAAGCUUCCGUCCUACAAAGAUGCCGCAGUGGCCUCGCUCCCAGAUGAUGCCCCACUGCCCUGGAACCCCUUCAGGACGCAAGCUGAGAACGAGAAAAAGAUCAAGCAGCUAGACGAUGAGUUAGAGGACUAUGGCGCGCAACUUCUCGCUUUGGCGAGCCCGGCCAAGAACGAAGUCUCUAGGCAUGAAGUGCUUUCCACUUCGGGCAUUUUUACUUGUAAGAGAUCCAGAAUUGCUCCGCCACGUCCUCCUGAGCCGUCACCACCCUCGUCGCCAGCAGGCAAAUCUGGUAGCCCAAUGUUGAGACGGACCAACAGCAAUGGCUCAGCCUUGACGCAGACCCGCAGUCUCAAGAAUCUCGAGGCUGAGGAAGAAUCAGGCUCCGCCACUGGCUCGAUGUCGCUCAACGGCUCGAUGUCGCUCAACGGCUCCAUGUCGCUCAACGACCUGUCGCCCAAGAGUGGAGGUGAGGAGGAAAAACGAGUGGAGGAGGCAGCUCGUCGCUUGAGAUCACUUCAAGCCAAGAGCUCCAAAGGAGAUUACCCUCCCAUCAUCCAGGAAGAGGAUGAGAGGCUCCAGAAGAGCGCGCGGGGCAGCCUGUGA
Messenger RNA from Cladocopium goreaui, 2535 nucleotides. Lineage: Eukaryota; Dinophyceae; Suessiales; Symbiodiniaceae. The record is from the annotation of a GenBank genome assembly.